This is a messenger RNA of Rubroshorea leprosula, 460 nucleotides long. The record is from the annotation of a GenBank genome assembly. NCBI's taxonomy places the organism in Eukaryota, Viridiplantae, Streptophyta, Magnoliopsida, Malvales, Dipterocarpaceae.
AAAUGGAAAAACAAAGUUAGGGGGUACAGGUAUGGCUGGUUUACUUGGCGAGGAGGGGGAAGGCCAGGUUGGGUUCAAACCCACAACUCGGCAGUACCAUCUAGGGAAAGCAGAUGGACUUUGUCACUCGCUCUACUAUCCCUGGGUUACGGGGUGCAAGAACAAAACUGGCCCAGUUUGGUUUCCCGAUCAUGUCAACCAAGCAUCCCCUAGUCUCCAAGUACCGGAAAAUCUCAGUGCCGCCGCCGAGUUCCCCGAAGCUGGUCAAAAUCUGCGGCAGAAUCCGCUCUACUUUCUGGUGGUGAAGUUCCAACAGAAAGUGAUUGACAUGACUACAGUAACCAUAGACGAUUUCAUGCUCGUCUCUGCUCAGCUCUGCGACACACGAGCAGUCCCAGGUGCUGCUCAACAAUUAGGAUUAUAGUGUUUGUCAAUACCUUAAAAAAAUUAAUUUUUUCUA